AUGUCAGCGCCAAACGGAAUGUAUUAUAGUUUAUUGGAGUGGUUCAAGACGCUUAACUUGAAUGCGCCGCAUGCAAACGCCGAGGAAUUAGCAGAUGGAGUUGCACUUGCUCAGGCUUUGCAUCAGUUCGCACCAGAAACUUUCACAGAUUCGUGGCUAUCUAAAAUCAAAGCAAGCGCUGGCAAUUGGCGUUUGCGUAUGAGUAAUCUAAGAAAAGUUGUCGAUGGUGUCUAUGAGUAUUAUAAUGAUGUGCUUAACUAUACGCUACAACAAGAUUUUGUGCGACCGGAUGUGCAGGCCAUAGCUGAAAAAUGUGACCUCAACGAGCUGGAGCGCCUGUUGCAGCUCGUGUUGGGCUGCGCUGUCAACUGUUCCAAGAAGCAGUCGUACAUAUGUGAGAUUAUGUGUCUGGAGGAGGAACUGCAGGCGAAUAUUAUGCGCGCAUUGCAAGAGCUUGAAUCAUCGACACGCCAGACCUCUGAAGGAGGCGUGGUCAGUUCGCUUUCACGCAAUUCGCUGAGCGGCAUGCUCGACGGCAAUGCCAAGACAAUGCAAUUGCAGCUGCAAGAUGAACGCGAUGCCAUGGCACAAAAAUGCUUUGAAACUGAAAAGAAAAUGCUGCUGCUCAUUGAUGAGAAGACUAAUCUGCAACAGGAGCUACAAAAAGUGCAGCAGGAAUUUGCAAAGCUGGAGCUGAACACAAUUGGCGAUGAUGGUGUCUCAAUAGGACCUAUACAAGUGGGUUCUGUGCGUUAUAAUGAGCUGAGGCGUCAACUGGAGUUAAUAAAGGAGGAACUCAUACAGUCAGAAGGAACGCGUGAAGAUCUGAAAAUAAAAACGCAACAACAGGAAGCUGACUUAUUGCACAUGCAACAGCGCAUUGAUGAGCUUAUGAAAUCCACUGCUGAGCUUACAACGCUUAAAGAUGAAGUCGAUGUGCUACGCGAAUCAAAUGAGAAGCUCAAAAUAUAUGAGGCACAGCUGGACACAUACAAAAAGAAGCUCGAGGACUAUAACGACUUGAAAAAACACGUUAAGAUGCUCGAGGAACGUAGCGCCGACUAUGUACAACAAAAUGCACAAUUUGAGGAGGAUGCUAAGCGUUAUGCCAACACCAAAGGACAAAUUGAGCUGUUCAAGAAGGAAAUACAAGAUUUGCAUGCCAAACUGGACGUUGAGAGCAGCAAAAAUGUCAAGCUAGAGUUUGAUAACAAAAAUUUGGAAAGCAAAAAUGUUGCAUUGCAACGAGCCAAGGAUAGUUUGCUCAAGGAACGCGAUGAAGCCGUUGAAGCAUUCGAUGAACUCAAGUGUGGACAGCUGUCAACGAAUUCUGGUAGCCUAAGCGGCACUACAGUGUCACGUGAAUUGCAGCCCACAGCUAUGAUGGAGAAGAUACAACGUCUGGAAGCUGAGAACAAAGCGCUGAGAGAGGGACAAGGCGGUCAAACAGCUUUAGCGCAAUUGCUGGACGAUGCUAAUAAACGCUGCGAGAAUCUGCGUGAGCAACUGAAGACUGCGAAUGAACGUAUCCUCUCCUUAUCCCAUGCGUCUCAAAGUGAUAAUCCCAUAUUGAAGGAAAGUGAAUUCAGCAAACAGCUCAAACAGUUAAUGGAACUUAAUGAACAGAAAACGCUACAAAUCGAAGAAACUUCCGAAAAGUUGUCUACAAUGCAGUGCAAAGUAACUCAACUGGAAAGCACAUUGGCCACAAGGGAUCAAGAGGUCUUGGCUUACGAAAACAAAUAUCGCAAGUGCGUGGAGAAGGCGAAGGAAGUCAUCAAGAGCAUAGAUCCGCGCAUAGCAAAUGUAAUCGAUGCGGGUCCGUUGGAGAAGAGCUUUGAUGCUGUGGAGGAAGAAUCGAAGGCUAAGCUAAGCACCAUGGAGGAGCAACUGAUGACCACAGCGUUUUAUAGAUUAGGUGUUAACGCGGUAGACUCGAAAUUGGCCUUAUUAAUGGGCUCGGGACAGACAUUCCUGGCACGCCAAAGACAAUCGGCGCCACGCAAAUCUUUAACAAGCAUGAAAUCAAAGUAAUCUACGUUGUCUUUUACAGUUAAUGUUGUUAAAAUGCACGUUUUAAAUAUUUAUA
Molecule: messenger RNA, 2089 nt
Organism: Drosophila busckii
Lineage: Eukaryota; Metazoa; Arthropoda; Insecta; Diptera; Drosophilidae
Gene: hook
Product: protein hook
Exons: 7
Coding region: 1-2034 (677 amino acids)
Biological process (GO): cytoplasmic microtubule organization; cytoskeleton-dependent intracellular transport
Cellular component (GO): centrosome; cytoplasm
Molecular function (GO): dynein light intermediate chain binding; microtubule binding
Source: RefSeq, a predicted model, not a curated record